Etheostoma cragini (Arkansas darter) is the source of this 955-nucleotide messenger RNA. RefSeq names its product BICD family-like cargo adapter 2. The transcript has 3 exons. Bases 92 to 808 code for a protein of 238 amino acids. The record is from RefSeq and is a predicted model, not a curated record. NCBI's taxonomy places the organism in Eukaryota, Metazoa, Chordata, Actinopteri, Perciformes, Percidae.
UUCACUCUGUGUCAUAGACGGUUAAGUUUCAGUCCGUGUGCGCGUGGGUGUCUUCUCUCCAUCUAAGACAGUAAUACAUCUGGAGUCACAGAUGGAGUCUGAGUUGGAGUUGCAGCUUGAAUUAUAUCAGGAUUCACAGCUGGAGAAGGGUGCCCAGUUGGAGUCACAGCUGGAGUCACAUCGGGAUUCACAGCUGGAUCUAGGGGCCAAGCUGGAAUCAAAGCUGGAGUCACAUCUGGAUUCAUAUCAGGAUUCACAGCAGGAGCAGGGGUCAGAGGUGGAGUCACAGCUGGAAUCAUAUCGGGAUUCACAGCUGGAUCUAGGGGCCCAGCUGGAGUCACAGCUGGAUUCAUAUCAGGAUUCACAGCAGGAGCAGGGGUCAGAGGUGGAGUCACAGCUGGAAUCAUAUCAGGAAUCACAGCUGGAUCUAGGGGCCCAGCUGGAGUCACAGCUGGAAUCAGAUCGGGAUUCACAGCUGGAUCUAGGGGCCCAGCUCGAGUCACAGCUGGAAUCAUAUCGGGAAUCACAGCUGGAUCUAGGGGCCCAGCUGGAGUCACAGCUGGAGUCACGUCUGGAUUCAUAUCAGGAUUCACAGCAGGAGCAGUGGUCAGAGGUUGAGUCACAGCUGGAGUCAUAUCGGGAAUCACAGCUGGAUCUAGGGGCCCAGCUGGAGUCACAGCUGGAGUCCCUGCUGGAUUCACAUCAGGAUUCACAGCAGGAGCAGUGGUCAGAGGUUGAGUCACAGCUGGAGUCAUAUCGGGAUUCACAGCUGGAUCUAGGGGCCCAGCUGGAGUCACAGCUGGAGUAACAGCUUGAGUCACAGGAAGUGCAAGCUAUUAAACUAAGGGUGUAAUGCAUGCUUUAGCACCCUUGUAGAACUGAUCAUUAGCAGGGCCUCACACUCGGUCUAACUCCUUCCAGGUACGCAGUAGUGAUGGCCAGAUGAAGCCUCAUA